Gambusia affinis (western mosquitofish) is the source of this 3358-nucleotide messenger RNA. RefSeq names its product MTSS I-BAR domain containing 2a (gene mtss1la). The transcript has 15 exons. Gene Ontology annotation, biological process: plasma membrane organization; cell projection assembly. NCBI's taxonomy places the organism in Eukaryota, Metazoa, Chordata, Actinopteri, Cyprinodontiformes, Poeciliidae. The record is from RefSeq and is a predicted model, not a curated record. The coding region runs from base 494 to 2821 and encodes 775 amino acids. Gene Ontology annotation, cellular component: cytoplasmic side of plasma membrane; actin cytoskeleton. Gene Ontology annotation, molecular function: phospholipid binding; actin binding.
CCAUUCCCAUGGAUCGAAUUACGGGAGACUCCAUCCCCGAGACAUCUGCUCCGCUAUUAACAGAAGAGCGCGUCUCCGCGUCCCCCCUGCGAUUGAUCCCCUCUCCCGUUGUGUCGUGGCCCCUGGUCCUGCCCUCUACCCCCCGAAACUGUGCACUCUGUGUUAUUUGCGCUCAUUAUGAGGAGCCACGGUGCAUGUGCCCUCCACGUUUUCCGGCGGCUUUAGUCCCCACCAGACUGCUCCAACCCUCCCGGAGCCGCCGAGCGGAGAGACGCGAGAAGCGACGGAACGAGUUGGAGGAGCAGCCGGUGGCCCCGAGCCGCACAUUUGUUUUUGUUCGUGCGCUCUGCAGGCUGCUGGCUGUGUGGCUUCGCAUCCUCGGAUGAUCGAAACAAGCAUCGACAUAUUUAAUGAGUGAACAAAGCUGAGCCUUGGCAUCCCCGGAGUGUUCCUGGUUUCUUCGCGAGCUUUCUUUUUAUUUGUUUCGGACACCAUGGAGUCUGUGGAGAAGGAGUGUGGAGCGCUGGGUGGAUUAUUCCAGGCCAUCGUGAACGACAUGAAGAGCUCCUACCCCGUGUGGGAAGAUUUCAGUGCCAAGGCUACAAAGCUGCACUCUCAACUCAGGACCACUAUUCUGGCAGCUGUGGCCUUUUUAGAUGCCUUUCAGAAGGUGGCAGACAUGGCUACCAACUCUCGAGGUGCCACCAGAGAAAUCGGCUCUGCUCUGACAAGAAUGUGCAUGCGACACCGUAGCAUUGAGGCAAAAUUAAGACAUUUCACAAAUGUUCUCAUGGAAGGUCUGGUAACGCCACUCCAAGACAGGAUAGAGGAAUGGAAGAAGACAGCCAAUCAGCUUGACAAAGACCAUGCCAAAGAAUAUAAGAGGGCUCGUCAGGAAAUUAAAAGAAAGUCGUUAGAUACUAUUAAGCUCCAGAAGAAAGCAAGGAAAGGCCGGGGAAACCUGCGCCCUCAGCUGGACAGUGCCAUGCAAGAUGUCAGUGACCUGUAUCUGCUGAUGGAGGAGACGGAGAAGCAGGCGGUGCGAAGGGCGCUUCUGGAGGAGAGGGGUCGUUAUUGUACAUUCAUCAACUUCCUUCAGCCGGUGGUGAAUGUGGAGAUUGCCAUGCUGGGAGAAAUAACCCACUUACAAGCUAUUGUUGAUGACCUUACCAUGUUGACUGAAGACCCGCACAAGCUGCCACCCGCCAGUGAGCAGGUAAUUCGGGAUCUGAAAGGCUCUGAUUACAGCUGGUCCUACCAGACUCCUCCUUCCUCCCCGAGCAGCACCAGUUCCAGGAAGAGCAGCAUGUGCAGUUUGCUUCAGAUGCCCUCAGCGGGAGCUCAUCGGCUCAGCAGCGUCUCCUCCCACGACUCUGGCUUCGUCUCACAGGAUGCCAACACCCAUUCUAAGCCUCCGUCACCCAUGCCCUCGGAUAUCACCAGCCAGAAAUCCACAAGCUCAGCCUCCUCUGAGGCCUCAGAAACCUGCCAGUCUGUCAGCGAGUGCAACUCUCCUACAGCGUAUGGCUCAUGCUCAUCCUUCGGUACCUUCCGCCCUGCUUUCUCUCACUCUGGCACCAUCAGGCCUCUCUCUGUCAUACUCCCUGCGUCCCCCACAUUUAACCACUCACCUGGAUCCAACAAUCCUUCACCCUCAUCAAAGGUUCCUAGCUGGAAGGACUGGGCCAAGUCGAGCUCCUGCGAGCCGACGUUGGCCAGCACUCCGCAGCGCAGGAGGGACUCUGUGGAAAAGAUGAGAGAACCACCCAGUCCGCAGGGAUACUCCGGGAUGCAACCAGGUGACCUGCACAGAGCAAGAAGUGGCCCAGGAAUUAUUACAGCUAAGCAUGGAGAGCCCCCGUCUCCAGCUGCCAGUACGCUGGCUAUGGUUCUCACCAGAGGCCUGAGCAUGGAGCAGCAGAAGAGUAGCAGGGACUCUCUGCAGUACUCCAGCGGCUACAGCACUCAGACAAACACCCCGUCCUGUUCCGAGGACACGAUUCCAUCGCAAGGUUCUGAUUAUGAGUGCUAUUCACUCAAUGGGGAUGUUGACAACGAGGGGCAGCCAGACUUUGACAAGUCCUCCACCAUCCCACGCCACAGCAACAUUGCUCAGAGCUACCGCCGCAUGAUUCAAACCAAGCGCCCUGCAAGCACAGCAGGUCUGCCUGCAGGUAAGAGCCUGCAGGGGACUCCUAAUGGCGCUGGAGGAAACAGCCCUGGAGUCAUUUCCUCUGGGACGGCAACCAUCCGCAGGACGCCAUCCUCCAAAACUGGAGUGAGACGCACACCAUCCACGUCUGGGCCCAUUCCCAUCCGGCCCCCCAUUGUUCCAGUCAGAACUCCCACAGUGCCAGACUCUCCAGGGUCCGCGAGCCCAUCCCCACACCACCUGGGUGGUGAGGAGUUUCUGUACAGUGAUGACCCGACCGCUGGCGACUACAUGAGGGCCUCUCCCAAGCGGAUGAGUCUUCCUGAUACAAGUUGGGGCUAUGGAGGAGGAGGAGGGGUGGAGAAGACUGCUUACGCCCAGCAGGCCCCCGGCAUGGCUGCCCACGCAGCUGAGGAAGACCCUCAGCUUGCUGCCAACCGUCACAGCCUGGUUGAGAAGAUAGGAGAGCUGGCAGCCAGCGCUCACGCCCUCGGUGAAGGUCAGUACCCGUUCCCCAGCUUACUGUCGGGGGACACGGCUCAGCAUGCACCCCAGGUGACAUCGUCUGUUACCCAGGAGGAUGUGGAUAUGCUAAAAACCAUUCGCCGUGGGGUGAAGCUGCGCAAGACGGUAACCGACGAUCGGUCGGCUCCCAGGAUUCUUCGGUAAUUCAAGCAGAGGAAAGCCCUUAAAACUGAAGCACUCAUAGACUGAGGCACAAUGAACAAGUAGGACAAAAGGUGGUCAAUGAAAGCCAGUUGACAAAUAAAGAGACUUUGAAGUAUGUUAAGUAAUUUCAUGUCAUGUAUGUAUUGCGUUCGUACAAAGUAAUCCAUUUAUUUUCUUUCUGUUGUCAUUUUUAUUUUUUUGUUUGGUGAGCUGUGUUGCUGUGCAUCUCCGCUUCAGCCCAGUUUUUCCCAGUGGUCCCAGUGUGCAACACAUUACACAGCUGAAUGCUCUUACUAUUAACACUUCUGUGUGUACAUUUCUCAAUGACCACGGCCACCUGUCAGUGGAAAGUGGGCGACACAGUGCUCUGUGAGCCUGUCUCGUUUCUCAUCGUUACUGUCCAAGUAUUACUGUUUUGUUUCGUAAGCUGGACAGCAGUUGUGUAAUUUUGUGUAAAAAUAGAAGCAAUAUGGCAGUGCUUAUAUUGCUGUACUGUACUGUCAAUAUAUUCUGCUAUUAAACUGGCUUUUUACUGAA